Miscanthus lutarioriparius is the source of this 876-nucleotide messenger RNA. The record is from the annotation of a GenBank genome assembly. Lineage: Eukaryota; Viridiplantae; Streptophyta; Magnoliopsida; Poales; Poaceae.
AUGUCUUGCAUAGGUGGUUCCUCUUCCGCCGCAAGCAACAAGAGAAAGGGAAAGGAGAUUAUGGUGGAGGCGCCAGCGCCACCGGUGGCUGAGGAGAAGCAGCUGAGGAAGGGAAAGGAGAUUGUGGCGGUGUCCGAUGGGUAUGAGUCGGAGUGGGAGUCGGAUUUUGAGUGGGAGUCGGAUCCGGAGGAGGCGGAGGAGGAGGAUGAGCAGGAGGAGCAGCAAGAGAAGAAGAAGAAGAAGCCCGCAUGGCUGGAAACGCUACUGAGAACCAAGUUCUGGGACCCAUGCAAGGAGCACGGGUCUAAGAACAGAGCGGACCAGUGCAUGUUCUGCCGCAAGUGCUCCAAGGUGACCUGCCCUCGCUGCACCCACAGCAAGCCCGGCCACCGCCUCCUCAAGAUCCGCCGCUACGUCUACCGCUCUGUUGUCCAUGCUUCCGACAUGCAGCAGCUCGGCAUCGACGUCUCCAGGAUACAGACAUAUGUUAUCAAUGCAAGAAAGGUGGUGCAUCUGAGGCCCAUGAACAGAUCCAAGCAUUUCAGGCCUCAGGCAGGGACACCUCGCUGCAUAACUUGUAGAACCUGGCUCCGCAGCACGCCCAGUUUAUACUGCUCGCUUGUCUGCGAGGGGAAUUUUGAUAUAUCGCAAGACGACUUCUCGGGGCCUGAAGCUGAGCUUCGCUACAGGAGCCUCCAAGUGCAUAUGACCGCUGAACCAUCAGAGGCUGCUGAAGAGCUGCCUGACUCUGAAGUUGAGCAUGAGAUACCUGCACAAGUUGAUGAGCCGCCGCCACCGCCGGCCGCAAAUCAGAACGUGUCAUUCCGCAGGCGGAAGCGCAAGCAGGCGAGGCCGGAGAGGGCGCCAUUCUUCUGA